Papaver somniferum (opium poppy) is the source of this 1195-nucleotide messenger RNA. RefSeq lists its product as uncharacterized. Gene Ontology annotation, molecular function: DNA binding. NCBI's taxonomy places the organism in Eukaryota, Viridiplantae, Streptophyta, Magnoliopsida, Ranunculales, Papaveraceae. The record is from RefSeq and is a predicted model, not a curated record. The transcript has 7 exons. The coding region runs from base 197 to 1195 and encodes 332 amino acids.
AUAUUUUUAGAGGGAUUCUCUGAGUUAUUCUGGAGGAAGGUUCUUUUUUUGUCCCUUAAAGGUUAAAGGGUCAAAUGUUAAAAUGAGGGCCGUAAGAAUUUUUUUUGAUUCAGAGAUACUUUCUGAAGCUGAUCAAGAGGAUUAACUUUAACAGCCGAUUUUGAAGAUAAUUUUUGGGGUUCUACCAUCACUGUCAAUGAAUCCCUCCAAUGGGGUCCUACGUCCUGCAUUGAAGUCUAUGAAAAGAACAAUAAGAAAGAAAAGGGAGUUUAUCGGGUGGGGGUCAACAAGUCUCAUAGAAUUUCUUAUAUCCAUUGACAAGGAUCCAAGCCAAACUUGUUCUCUAAUUGAUGUAAGCAACAUCAUCAACGAAUAUAUAACCAAAAACCAGCUCACUGAUCGAGUAAAGAAGAAAAGGGUUGUAUGUGAUGAAAGACUCCAUUCUAUUCUAGGGAAGAGCACAGUGAACCGUACUAAGUUUCUUGACUUGUUGGAACCACAUUUACUUGAAUACCAAGAUUCAUCAGAGGAGGAUGGGUUGGGUGAUAACUUGGAAGAGAGUGAAGGUGCUUCAAAUCCUUGCAAAAGGCAAAGGAGGGGCUUGGACAAGACAAAUGGGACAAUUAGAAUUAAGGUGGCUCCGCAUAGCUGUCUUGCUUCUAUAGUAACUCAAAACAUCAAGUUGGUUUACUUGAAAAGGAGCUUCAUUCAGAAUCUAACAAAGGAGCUUGAUACCUUCGAUGGCAAAGUGGUUGGAAGCUCUGUGAGGGUCAAAGGAGACCCUAAUGACUAUCUCCAGAAAAACUCGCACCAGCUUAUGCAAGUUACUGGGACACAAAAGGCUUCGGACACAUGUGACAGUAGUACAGGAAUUAUCUUGCAACUCUCAAAUAGGAGUGACGGUGUCCAGAUUUGCAUGCUGUCGGAUGAUGAUUUCACUGAGGUGAAACCUCCUUGUCCUGCCACAUUAAACCUAUUGUCCAAGACACUGCUUAAUUCUGAAGAGUGUGAGGAUUUACGUCAACGUGUGAAAGACGGUCAGGUGAAGAGGCUCACUACUUGGGAUCUUGAAGGGAAGGCCAGAGUCCUGCACCAGGAUAUCACAUAUCAUUGGAUUGAAAAAGAGCUUGCCCUGUUGCGAAAUCUGAUUGACCGAGCAAGUGAGAAGGGAUCGCACAGAGAAUAUCCUUCAUGA